CUCAAAGAUGCUAAUCUCAAAAAGGGAGAUAUUGUGGCAUACCAGCGUGGAAAGUGCAUGGCACUCCAGUGGAGGGAUAAAAAGCUUGUGACUUUGCUGUCCACUGUGCAUGGUGCCACCAUGACAGAAAUGGUAAAUAGGAAGAAAGAAACAGUGUCGAAACCAGCUGUAGUCAUCGACUACAACCACACCAUGGGUGGUGUUGACAAGAGUGAUCAGAUGCUUUCCUACUACCCUACAACCAGAAGCCGACAAAAAAUUUAUUACAAGAAGAUUUUCCGUCACCUCCUAGACAUGGCAGUCUUCAACGCAUUUUUGCUCUACCAGAAACAAGGCGGGAAACUGAGCCACCUGGAGUUCCGGCUGGCGCUGGUCGAAGGAAUGGUCCAGAAGUACCACGAUCCGAACCGCACCCUCAAGAGAGGCAGGCCAUCCGACACCAGCUUGCUGCGUCUGACCGACAGACACUUUGUGUCCUACAUCCCACCGACACCUGGAAAGGAGCUGCCAACACGAAGGUGCGUCGUGUGCUGCAAGGCACGAGGUGGUGGGGACAAGAAGGUGCGCAAAGAAACGCGCUACUGGUGCAAGGACUGUGGCGUGGGACUGUGCGCCAUCCCAUGCUUCGAGGUGUACCACACCAAGGCACAGUUUUGAAGGUUUAUGGAGUUCUUCUCCAACGGGUGUAGAAGUCUGCAUUUCCAGUUUUUAGAACUUUGUUUUUCAACUACGGAAUUCCUGAUGCCGUCUCGG
This is a messenger RNA of Ixodes scapularis (black-legged tick), 753 nucleotides long. RefSeq names its product piggyBac transposable element-derived protein 4-like. The coding region runs from base 58 to 657 and encodes 199 amino acids. The transcript has a single exon. The record is from RefSeq and is a predicted model, not a curated record. Lineage: Eukaryota; Metazoa; Arthropoda; Arachnida; Ixodida; Ixodidae.